This is a messenger RNA of Quercus lobata, 3568 nucleotides long. RefSeq lists its product as uncharacterized. The transcript is spliced from 4 exons. Bases 295 to 2367 code for a protein of 690 amino acids. NCBI's taxonomy places the organism in Eukaryota, Viridiplantae, Streptophyta, Magnoliopsida, Fagales, Fagaceae. The record is from RefSeq and is a predicted model, not a curated record.
AUAUCUAUCCGUAUUAAGCUUUAGCCACCCCACUAGGGGUUUGUUCCAGCCCCGGCUAAUCCAAAACUACAAUAUUAUUAUUUUUUCAUGUAAAAGAAUUCAAGUCUACCCAAUCCAAUCAACUCAAUUCACUCGCAAUCUAUUUAAAACGACCUGCUUUUAUCCAAACCCGGCCCAACCUGACCCAUUUGCUAGUGAUAUAUAAGACAGUUUAAUCGAACAGUAAAACUCACCUCCCCCUCCCCCUCCACCUCCACAGCUCCUCCAGGCACAGAAGAAAACGAAAAGCCAGCAAUGGAUCCUCGUUAUUGUGAAGAAAGGCUGAGAGAUGAGGUAAUCUACCUUCACUCUCUGUGGCACCAAGGCCCUCCACCAAGACCCACACCCACACCCACACCUCCACCUUUGUAUCACACUCCGACCCCCACUUUCUAUUACCAACAACAACACACUCCAACUCCAACUCCUCCUCUUCCUAUUCCUAAUCCAAACCCCACUCCCCAUUAUCCAUUGUAUCACCAUCAACGCCAUUACCACCAACCCCAUCCUAUCCCACAACCACAACCACAAACACAACAACAACAACCCUUGUUCACCCAAACAGGAAAGAGAUUCAGAGAGUCCGACCCGCCUCCUGAUUCGGGUCCCGAAUGGCCACGCCUCAAAGACCCACCUCCCCAAACUUCAUCUGGGUCUGCUUGGCCUCCCAUGAAGAAGCGCACACUGCCAACAGCAACAACAACAGCGACAACGACAACAACUCAACCCUUAUCGGCCGAAAGCCAGGCCUAUCAAAUUCAGCACAAGGCUUUCCAACCUUGCCGUGCAUUUCUCCUCGUCAAGGAUGAAGAUGGAGAUGAAGCUAGCCAAGAUGGGAGUUCUUCAUCUUCGGAAAAUGAACAAGUUGAUGAAGAGGAAGAAGAAGAAGACGACGAAUUGAGUUUCUUUUUUAAGUUGUUUUCGGAGGACAGUGAGUUGAGGGGUUACUAUUUGAAAAACCGUGAUAAUGGAGAGUUUUAUUGUCUUGUUUGUGGUGCAAUAGGAAAGAAGGCGUGGAAAAAAUUCAAGGGUUGUGUUAGCCUUCUUCACCAUUCCACUUCUAUUUUGAAGACUAAGAGAAAACGGGCUCAUAGGGCUUUUGCUCAGGUUGUUUGUAAGCUUCUUGGUUGGGAUUUUCAUCGGAUUCCCAAUAUUGUCUUCAAACCUCAGCCUCUGCAGCUCCAGGGUGGCCCUGAGGGAAUUGCUGAUGAUAGUAAGGAUGACUCUGAUGAUGUUAAAAAGGAUAAUGCAGCAGCCUCUGUCAAUGGUAUUGAACAAUUUGACAAUUCAAUCUCCGUUGUCACUGUCUGUAAUGGUGAAAAUGCAAACCCCAAUCAUCCCCAACACACUCCAAUUUCUAUUCCUAAUCCAAACUCCAGUCCCCAUUAUCCAUUGCAUCACCAUCACCACCUAGCCCCAUUCCCACAAUCUCAAUCCCAACCCCCCACCCAAACAAGAAAGAGAGUUGGAGAGUCUGACCCGCCACUGGAUUCAGGUCCCGAGUGGCCUUGCCCCCAAGACCCGCCUCCUGAAACAUCAUCUGGUUGGCAUUCCAUGAAGAAACCUGUUUCCACUCUUCAACCCUUAUCGGCUGAAGACCAAGCCGGCCAAAUGCAGUACAAGGCAUUACAACACUGCCGUGAAUUUCUCCUCGCUAGAAAUGAAGACAAAGAUAAAACUAGCGAAGAUGGGAAUUCUGAAGAAGAUGAAGAAGAAUUGUGCUUCUUUCUGAAGUUGUUUUCAGAGGACAGGGAGUUGAGGAGUUACUAUGAGAAGUGCUAUGAAAGUGGGGAUUUUUAUUGUCUUGUUUGUUGUGGAACAGGGAAGACGGUGUGGAAAAAGUUCAAGGGUUGUGUUGGCCUUCUUCAGCAUUCCACUUCUAUUUUGAAGACUAAGAGAAAGCAUGCUCAUAGGGCUUUUGCUCAGGUUAUUUGUAAGGUUCUAGGUUGGGAUCUUCAUCGGCUUCCCACUAGGUUGGGUUCUUCAUCGGCUUCCCACUAUUGUGUUGGCCUUCCGCAGCUCCAGGGUGGCCCUCCGGAAAUUGCUGAUGAUAGUAAAGAUGAUGAUGAUGUUGUUAAAAAGGUUAAUGCAGCUGCCUGUGUGAAUGGCAAUAUUGGUGAAACUAAUGCAGUUUCUGUUGCUGCUAGUAGUGGUGAAGUCGCAGCAGCCUCUGUCAAUGGUAUUGAACAACUUGAAAAUUCAACCUCUGUCAUCACUGUCAGUAAUGGUGAAAAAGCAUUUUCUAUUAAUGGUAAUAGUAAUAGUGGUGAAAAUAUGGUCUCUGUUGAUGGUGAUCACAGCGAUGCAAUUGGUAAAGAAGGUUUUUGAGGUUCAUCAGUAUAGUGUUGUUAAUUAAUGAAUCCUUUUACAAAGACUGAUAUCAAUAAACAGAUUUGUCAUCUAUAAACAAAACAAAACAGAUUUGUCAGAAAAAGAACAUGAUAGCAGCAAGCACUCUGAAAAUCUUGAGAAGGAAAUGUCAUCUACAGGACGGAAUGAAGAGGGGGUUAGUUAUAUGCGGGUGAGAUGAUUGUUGUGAAUACACAGAAUUUAAAAGCUACUCUUUCUUAUCUUUUUUUUUUUUUACAUUUUCUUUCUUGGCAUGAUAGUUGACACUGUUCAUUUUUCUUCUCCAGACAAAUUGCUGUUAAAAUUGUGGUUGCAAAAUCUAUAUAUACAAAGAUUAAUCAGUUUCUUAAGUUUGGUAACUUAUGAAAACCCAAGUAUUUUGGGCAAAAAAAAAAAAAAAAAUCUUUUGAAGUCGUAGUAAAAUAAUAAAACCACAACAGUUUUAUAUAAUGAGCAAUAUGUCCCUUAGGAUUGCAUUCUAAUGAAGUUUCUCUUUAAAGGAAAAAAAAUUGUAUAAGAUAGUGACAUAGCUUCCCAAAAACAGGAAUAGGAAACUCCAUUUCCCAACUCACCACCUUCCAUCUUUGCAAGAGUUACCUUAAUUGCAUAACCUUUCAUCAUUCACUUGCCUGAACACUAUAAUGAGGCUGCAUGAUAACUGACAAGUAUCUGGGACUUGUGAUAUAUAUUAAACCAAAGAUGUUAGAUUUUUGGUUGAUUUCCAGAUUUUUGGUUGAUUUCCUAAUAUUUUGCCACCUUUCAUCAUCCACAUCAUUGAGAUUUAUUGAUUUAUUUAAUUUUUUAACUUCAUUUCACGACUAUAAACAACUGUCUCAAAAAAACUCAAUGACUACAUGACCCAGCAAACAGACGCAGGGAGCUUGCUCUUCUUCCUUCUCUCUCACUUUCUCACUCAUGUCCGAGCCACACUAUUUGCGACUCCACCACUGCCAUAGCUAUAGUCACCAGUGGUGGCAAAGGAGACGAAGGUGAUCCACCGGCAGUGGAGGCUCCUUGGACUAUGGCACAGUAUUUAAACAAUUUUUUUGUUCUACAUAAAUAGAGUAAAGUGUUGACUAUUAGUUAUCUCUGUAUUAAAAAUGUAAUACCAAAAUUGUUUAAUCCGCAAAGCUUGAUCCUUGAUAGAAAGAGUUGAUUAUGUGUUAUCUCUAUUGAAAUA